AUGCUCAUCAACAGAAAAUUGUUGGUUGUUGUAGUCUGUGCCUGUUUGUUUCUCCAAUCAGCUCAUGCCAACCCAUUUGUAAUAGUGGGUGCAUUUUCUUAUGUGUUGAGUUCAAUCGUGAAAGUCAUCGAUCAUUCCCAAAAGUCUACAGUAAUAGUCGAGAAUCACGGACGUCAUCAUGCUCAUCUGUGGUGUGCUUCGAAAGAUGACAGGAUUGGUGACAAAGAUGGUGUGUGGGUUCAACCGGGACAGUCACUCGGAUGGUCUUUCCAUAAGAAGAAGAACACUCAAUUCUGGUGCACCAUGGACUGGUAUGGCAGGCGUUACGGAUGGGAUGUGUUUGUGGCUAAUUGGGGAGGACAACAUGGUCGAUGGGUGAUCAGAGACGAUGGAAUUUACAAUGGUGAUAACGGUCCGAAGAGAAUGGAACUGGAAUCCAAUAUUCCUGUUUAG
This is a messenger RNA of Caenorhabditis remanei, 453 nucleotides long. RefSeq lists its product as uncharacterized. The coding region runs from base 1 to 453 and encodes 150 amino acids. NCBI's taxonomy places the organism in Eukaryota, Metazoa, Nematoda, Chromadorea, Rhabditida, Rhabditidae. The record is from RefSeq and is a predicted model, not a curated record. The transcript has a single exon.